GGCUCUAUUGUUAUCAUUACACGAUUUUCCUGCCAGAAGGCAAGGUGCGUCCUGCAGGCAAGCUGCAAUUAAAGGCAAAGUGAUAUCUUAUCCGAUGAGAUGUGAGUCACUGAUUGGCAUCUGGCAUAUGGCAUAUUUCAGUCUCAAAAAUAUUCAUUCUCCUCAAGCUUCGCCUAGCAAAUGCCAGCACAGAGCGCUACCUGAGAAAAGAGACAAUCUGGCGCCAUAUUCUGCCGGCCGGCCCACUUAUGUCACACACACUCAAUGUAGGGUGUUUGACGGGGUGCCUCGACAGCAAGACAUCAUCGGGGACAAGUCUCACUGUUGAGCCCACAAGGCAAAGACAUAUUAUCUUUGAGGCCAAAAUUCUCCCCUGACACUUGGGAGACUUUUCCUCAGAUCACACUUGCGUGGCCGUUCCCUGAGAUCGCGAACUCAAACAGGCCCCUGCUUCAAUCUGGGCCUUUCUUCCCAACUUCUGGAUCAACACAUGCCCCAAGCACGGGGCUUCGCUUGCAUGAUGACUGCGGCAGACAAAUACCUACUGCAUUAUUCCACACAGACCGGAUCUCAAACAAACUCACACGGACAGGAGGUCAAACGUACCCACGAAAAUUACUGCCCAACACCAAAGCGCUGCCCCAGAACCGCCCACAAAAGUGCCCAGGGCAAAAUAUCACGCUCUAUGCAUGCCACAUCACCGGCAUGCAUAUUUGGCAAAGCUGAUGGCUGAG
This is a messenger RNA of Coccomyxa subellipsoidea C-169, 734 nucleotides long. RefSeq lists its product as hypothetical. Bases 128 to 328 code for a protein of 66 amino acids. The record is from RefSeq and is a predicted model, not a curated record. The transcript has a single exon. Lineage: Eukaryota; Viridiplantae; Chlorophyta; Trebouxiophyceae; Coccomyxaceae.